AUGACAAGACGAACAGCACGCACCCGAACCAACAAGUCGUAUCGUGUUGAAGAACCUCUCCCAGUUGAGGAACCAGAAGAUUUUCUUCAUUUCUUAGAUCAACAAGCUCACCAACUAUUACAAACUUUUCAAGUCUCGGAACAAACCGAUUCGUCCCAUUCAUCAUCAUCAUCCAAUAAUAUUUUAAUUCUUGAUGAAGAUACCAUAUCUGAAGAGUUUCAUGUCAUUUCAAAUUUACCAUCAUGGAAACAUUUAAAUACGUAUCAAUUUUCAAGAUAUUAUUUUGUAUAUCAACCACACGACAUGUUCAGCAAUCAUAUUUUUAAAUGCCAAACGUUGAAAGGCCACGUCGAAGGCUUGAAUGAUCCGAUUGGUAACAUUUUAUUGGGAGGAGAGGAUAUCGAUUUUAGUCCAAUUGUUUCAACUUGUAGUUUGAAUCGAUUGUUUGUCUCUACAAAGUUCAGUGAAAAUGGAAAUGAGGCUUAUUUUACGCGAUUGAAGGAUUUGAAUGUGAUGGAUCAAUUGUGUGAAGAAGAUCAUGUGGUGGACAUGUGUUUUGGAAGUGUUCAUACAUUGUUAUGCACGAGAAGAGGAAGAGUUUUUGGAUUUGGAAACAAUCAAUUUGGUCAAUUAGGGCUUGGUAAUGAAAUGUACAUUACUAAACCAAGAGAAAUUAUCAUGUUGGAUGAACAUGAAAAACAAGUGAGCGUUCGCCAUAUUUAUGCAUGUCACAACACAUCGUUUUUUGUUUGUCAAAAUAACAAGCUCUACUGGACUGGAAAUUCCAGGCAAAAAACCGUUCAACAAGCCAAUACUAAAUUCUCUUCUAAAAUCAAACAAAUUAGUGGAACGGAUCAAACGAUUGCUAUUGUGUGUGAGAAUGGAGAUUUUUAUUUGAGUCCAACAGCAUUUGGUUCCUUUGAGUUGCAUUCUUUACCAUACAAGGUAUUGCAAUGUGCAACAUUUAGCGACAAGAUUGUCAUUUUGACAGACAACCAUCAACUGUUUUCUGUAGAUCCAGCUUAUGAAAUUUUGACACGAAUUAGACUUGAAUUACCGCUCUUUGAACAUGUCGAGAGUGUUCGAGCAUCGCGCAGCCAUUGCUUCUUCUUGACUUCUAAUCGAGAAAUUUAUUGUGCCAAGUCGAGUUUGCAACCUGUUCGACUGAUUAUGGCCCCACCUCUUCCGCCACAUUUCAAAUGGUUUUUAUCCACUCAAAAUUCAAGUGAUUUUUUUUGUGUGUUUGUGAAAAAGUAUUCACAUUUGAAGAGACAGAAUUGGUUUUUUGGAAAUUUAUUAGCCUCCAUUAGGCAAAACAAUCCAGUUCAUAAUUAUUGUGACAUUUUGAUCGAGAGUUUUUAA
Molecule: messenger RNA, 1362 nt
Organism: Naegleria lovaniensis
Lineage: Eukaryota; Heterolobosea; Eutetramitea; Acrasida; Naegleriidae
Exons: 2
Coding region: 1-1362 (453 amino acids)
Source: RefSeq, a predicted model, not a curated record